Chiloscyllium plagiosum (whitespotted bambooshark) is the source of this 533-nucleotide messenger RNA. The record is from RefSeq and is a predicted model, not a curated record. Lineage: Eukaryota; Metazoa; Chordata; Chondrichthyes; Orectolobiformes; Hemiscylliidae.
UCACCCAAGAACUGGAGCGGUUUGAAAAAGAUUCUCAGUCACUAAAGAUGAUGGAAAAAGAACUGACAAAUUUCUGGAAGAACCAUUCUCAAGCUUUUAGUGAAUUGAAGGAAAAUGAAGAGCAAAGAAUUCAGCAUUUGAAAUCAUCCUUUGAAAAUAAUCUGUGUCACAGUGUGGAUUUUGAAGAACAGAUAUUCAGUAAUGAGAUGCACUUGAUGAGAAAAGACAUGAAAACAGUCCAAGAGAGACUUCUAAAGGAAAUGCAAGAAGAGGAGCUGGUGACAGUACGCAGAGGGUUGCAAUCCUUCUUUCAGUCUGAAACUAUGCGAUUUUGAAAAGUGUUAAUCACAGGCAAAAUUAUCGAAGUGCAAGUUUAGAACCGUGUGUAUUACAAUGUUCAGUGUUUCUUUGUUCAGUUAAGUACUAACUUUGUGAGUAGAAAAAUUAUUAAAUUGGAUAAAUGUGUGCAACAUACUCCAUUCAGGGCUAGUAAUUCAAUAGUUCUGGAUAUGUAUCAUCCUGAUACCUUUAUU